CCACAGCAGGUUUUAAUGUGAGGCUCUUGAACAGAAGCUACAGCUGGACGCGCUCAUUUCCUCCGAGCGGGGGUGCCACCACGCUGUCCCUGCCCUCCCCCACCCCUGCAGCAGCCCAGCAGUGGUACGCUCCGUCUUGGAUGGGUUCAGCUCAUUGACCGGCAGACAAUCCUCAUCAGUACCACCAGAGCCCCGGAGAUUCCAACAAACCGGCCCUUCAUUCCCCCCACAGCGCGAGCAGCACCCCCAGCCUCUCCGCCCGUCAUGAAACAGACUCUGAGCGAGCUGAUGAGGAUGAGCAGGAUAUGCCGGAUGGUAUUUGCCACCUGUUUGGGAUCCUUUAUUCUGGUCAUCUUUUAUUUCCAAAGUAUGUUCCAACCAGUCCUGCGGAGGAACCCCUUCGUGGUGGACGGCUGCUGUAGGAAAGGGUCCCGCAACGCCCUGCAGGAGCUCUACAACCCCACACAGCCGGAGUUGUCUGGAGCAGCUGUCCUCCACCAAGCCAGGAGGGAUCAGGUAGUGGAUGCCUGUCGAGUCUACAGUGCAUCCAGCCAUAAGCGCAGAGUCCUGACACCCGGAGACCUCAAACACCUUGUGGUGGACGAGGACCACGAGCUCAUCUACUGCUAUGUCCCCAAGGUGGCCUGUACCAACUGGAAACGCGUCAUGAUGGUGCUCACAGGCCGGGGGAAAUACAGUGACCCAAUGGAAAUCCCUUCCAAUGAAGCCCACAUUCCCUCCAACCUGAAGACUCUGAACCAGUACAGUAUUGCUGAGAUCAAUCACCGCCUCAAGAACUACCUCAAGUUCCUCUUUGUUCGCGAGCCCUUCGAGAGGCUGGUCUCCGCAUACCGCAACAAGUUCACCCUCAAGUACAACUCGUCCUUCCACAAGCGCUUCGGCACCCGCAUCAUCCGGCGCUACCGCAAGAACGCCACACAGGACGCCCUGCUCAAUGGUGCUGAUGUUAAAUUCAAAGAAUUCACUGAGUAUCUGGUGGAUCCGGCCACGCAGCGCGAUGGCCCACUCAACGAGCACUGGCAGACCGUGUACCAGCUUUGUCACCCAUGUCACAUCCACUACGACCUGGUGGGCAAGUAUGAGACACUGGAAGAUGAUGCAAACUACGUUUUGCGGCUGGUGGGUGUUGGAGACUCCUUGCACUUCCCGAGCUAUGCCAAGUCCACUCGCACUACAGAUGCAAUGACAGCCCAGUUCUUCAGCAAUAUCAGCACUCAGCAGCAGAUCCGACUCUACCAGCUUUACAAGUUGGACUUCCUCAUGUUUAACUACUCCACACCCAGCUACCUCCGGCUGGACUAAUGAGGAGGACAGAGCUGGGACUCUGAGAAUGGCUGCCUUGUUUAAGGAGAGGCAACAAAAUGAGUGAAGGGCAGAAUUUUUUGGAAGCAAACUUGAUUUAAAAAACUGUCGUACCUUGCAGGCGUGGGGUCUGAAUUAGACAUAUAAACAGGUGCUGAAAGAAAGAAAGGUAAUGCUUGCUUGUCUGGGCUUAAGGGGGAGGAUGUCCAAUCAACUCUGGGUGAUACAGAGAGCACUGAUUGGAUGAGAAUGUGGGCUAAAUGAAUGAAACGCAUACAAAGACUAAAUGUGCAGGUGAAGCAGGUCUUCAAAGUGUUUUAAAAGGGGAACUUAUCCUCAGAGGACGGACUUGAAGAGGGAUUCUCCUGAUGAUGUUCCCUACAUGUUUAAACAAACUGCUGAUAAAUUAGGCUGCUUCAGAUUCUACAAAGCAAACAGCGGCCUCGCACGUGCCCUGACCCCAAUGCAUCGUGGGAGCUAAGCUUAUCUCUCCCUCCCCUGGAUCAAUAGAGAAACUCCGUCAAAUUGUAAAACACAAUUCAUGUCCUUCUCUGCGCUGUCAGUGCGGUGUGUUAGCGCACCCUUGCCCUCAUUAGAUUCAUACAUUUCAGAGGGAAACUGGCUCAUCACCGCCUCAAGGACGCCCUGUAAUAGAUUGCUACUGACUUCACUGUCAAGACCUCUACAACUGUAACUGUGGAGACAUGGCCUUCAGCCAACAAUUUUAACGAAACGAGUUGUCACUGGUCUCUGUCAUUAUGAUGUUGGCAGAAGGGACCUCCUGUGUUACAACCUGAUGACACCAUGAAAACGGAGACUUCUGUUGCAGCAGUAUAGUGUGGAAGCGCUCAAUAAAUCAUUGCCUGUAACACCAAGCAUCCUUAACACUUUGAGCUACAGGAUGUGGUUAGAAAGGUACAGGAUGCUCUCACAUGAGUGGGCUGCGCAGAAAGUCUGAGCUGAAAGAAGAGAGAGAGCCUGUGAAACAUAACCCCGCUCUGCUGUGCCCCCUGUGCCCUGCCCCACGGGCUCAGUGGACAGACCCAAGGCCACACCCACAAAGUCCCUACUCCGACAACCAAACAUGUCUUUCAGUAAAUUAAGACUAUCCUUUUGUCUUUAUGCAUAUUUUUGUUUUAUUGUCUUAUGAAGCAUUGCUGCGAGCAGCAAUAACAAAAUAUUAUUUAAUUUGCUUUGUUGAUUAAAGAGAGAAAGAUUUUUUUAAAAAUUCCUGGGCUGAUGAACUUUUUAGGAAAUUGAAAGUUGAACUGUUGUUAAGCGUUUUGCUUUGUCAUGUUUCUUCACAACUUGCCUCUGAUACAUUAUUAGUGCAUCACAGCAUUUUAAUUUCUGAAGAGUGUACAGUACAUUUCAGCCCAUGGCCUUGUCCUUCUGUGUCUGAAAUCAUCAGAGAUUUAUGGGCAAUUUUCGAUAACCUGUUGUCAAACAUUUGGUGCCAAAAUGGCUCAGAGAGCCUCAGAGAUCCACACUCAGUGUUCAGUGCUCAUCAUUGCCGUUAAGAAAAUUCAUGGGAAGAUUCCAAUCUACUUCUCACAUCACAGAAUCAGAGACUGUACCUCAUACUGUAAUGUGAUUAAUGUUAGCAAUGCAAAGCAAAGUCAAGGUUAAUAACUGCACUCUCCAUCAUGCUGUGAAUUGGAUUACAGGCUGUUUUGUGAGCAUUAUACAGGAGGGAGAAAAGGAGUGAGAGAGAGAGUCAUUUUCUUACACCUCUUUGUCAAUUCUAAACCACUCCAGCUUCAAAGUGAAAGAGACAUUUUUGGAAAAGCUGCAUCUCUUUGUUGCACUUGACUGAACCAGAAAUCAUAUUUUCCCCUUGCAUUUGUGCAAACUGUACUGCUCUCAAUUAGCAGGUGUAGCUAAUGGAUGGAUGGAUGGAUGGAUGGAUGAUAAGGGCCUUAAUGUGGGUCCUGGUUUAUUACCUGAUCUUGAGGCCCUGUCAAGUCACUUCAAAUUUAUUUAUAAGGCCCAAUAUCACAGAUUUGUCUCAGAGGGCUUUACAAUCUGUAUAACAUGCAGUAUCUCUAGAUCCUCAAUUCGGAUUAGGAUAAACUCCACCAAAAAGGAGCCAAACAAACAAAAAACCAUUACCGUGUAAAAAGGUAAAAUCAUUUUUUCAUGUUCCAGGACAGACAGACAUGAACCAGAAUUACAAUAAAUUAAGUACAUUAGUAAAUAUUAGGGCUGCCCCUGACUGAAGAUUUUCCUAGUUGACUAGUAGUCAUUAGUUCAAGCCAUUAAUCGACUAGUCGUUUUACGUUAAAUUAAUUAUUUAAAUGCAUAUUUUUGGGGCAUCAGAAAACAGUAUAACAUCACACAAGUCUUGUUGUUCAAAUCAAGGGAAUAAAUAACUUCCAACUUCACAAAAACAGCGACUAUCCAACUAAUGAAACCUUGGUCGACUAAGACAUCGACUAACAGUUUAGUUGACUAUUAUGGGGCAGCCCUAGUAAAUAUUAAGUGUAAUAAGUUAAAGAGUCUUGAGGAGGGGCCCUGUAUCAAAAUCUAGUUUUAAGACCUUCAUAUUUUUAACUGAUACUAUGCUUACAUGGUACAUAUUCUUUAAACAAAUUGUGUUUUAUCAAAUGACCACACCGCAAACCUGGGGCCAUGUAAUAUUACAGCAUUGGGAUACUGUACACAAUGCACAUAGAGUGGGAAAGGUUACGGGGGUAGUAUUAGGGGCCCAGCAACUCAUUUGUGGCCCGGGCCGCUUAGCAGGUUAAUCCAGCCCUGCUGCUAGACACUAUGACUAUGAAAGGUUAUUACUAUUACAUUAAAACUAUUAACUGUCUGUUACAACAAACUGGGUGUUUACCAGGCAGAAAGGGCAUAACUAAAGAUGAUUUUAGGUUGCACUAUGGGAAAUUGAGGAUUCAGUGUUUACGGGGUUUGAUUUUAUACUUGAGACCAAAAGUCAGGAUAUCACUGGCUCUGCUACUUCGAUUUUGACCAUUCUUGUGAGUCCCCCAACCUUUUGGAAGUACAAUACUUAAUAAGUGGAGUACCACCUUUAAAGUAAUUUUGCAAACAUACAGGUUUGGAAUGCAUGAGAUGUUUUUAAUGGACAGUUUACCUUGAUUUUUUACUUCCAAAUUGAUAGUUAGGUAAACUGUACUUGUACUACCUGAUAGCUCUGCAAUUUCAGGUCCACUUCACUAUAAAGUUGUGUCUAGUGGUAACCCCAUGUCUUUAAAAUGAAACUGGUGGGUGAAAUGUCAGCAUAACUGAUUGGUGUGAUGACCAAAUCUUAUAUUAUAAAUAAACAUUUAUUUCCUUCAGGACACAUUCUGGUGAAUCUUUUAACUGCAAACCUCCUCUUGUAGCCUUUGAAGUAUUAUUACUGUACAUGUGUGCACAUGCCUGUGUGUGUGGGUUAUAAUGAGAGAACAGCCUUGUUUUUCUUCUUUCUUUUUUUUUACCCCCACACAGACAUCUGGCUCUAAUAAAGGAGAAAAGCUACUGGCCUGGCCUGUAGCCCCUGCCGUCGUUCUCCUGCAAAAACAAUGGCUGUAUUCUCAGCACAGCCUCCUUCUGGCUCAGGCACACAAAAUACACACACUCAGCUUACACAUUAGCACUCUUGCUGAUGUUGAUGCCACGCAACAUCUUACUCAGCAGAGGCACGCGCAGACAGCACCUCUCCACUUUAACACACUGACUGAGCCUCAGCUUAAACUGCUCAUUUAACCCCCAGAAUGGAAGACGAACGAUACACAAAGGACCUCUUAGCCUGCAAACAAGCCAUUACAGAGGCCUCUCUUCUCCUCACUCUAUUUUCUCCUCUCCCAUCUCACUCCAAAAGUGGCCUCCUGUAUAAAAAAACAAUAGAGUCAGUGUCGAUGAUCCCUACCGUCCCUACAGGAAAAGGGCAGCCUGCUUAAGCAAACAGAGCUGGUAAAAAAUCCCCACGUGGGAACCAAGCGAGCACCGAGAGGCCCCGGCUUACUUUCUGCCUCGGAUAUAAACAAACAACCGCAUUUUGUGCACUUUUGUCCCUAUUCUUAGCUCCUCAGUCUGCAUAAAUCCAGGCCUGUUCACUGCUCAGUUGUCUCAUACUGUAGGAGUGUUUAUAUUCAAGUCAAGCCAACAGGUAUAUUUAUGUUGUUUUUGAACGAUGUCUAUUAUUAGACUGAAUUACAUAUUUGCUUCUUUGCUGAAAGGAACACAGGAAGGCUUCUCAACAUAUCUGAGAAAGUUUUUAUCUCAAGGAGGAGUGGAUGAUGGGAUUUGUGCUUGUAUCUUUAUUUUGUUAUUUUUGCACAGAUUAACACAUUUUUAUAUAUAGUAAAGCAUAGUGUCAUAGGUAAAUAUCAUUACCAAUUAAAGGAGUUGUUAGGUAAUUUGGGAGAUACACUUAUUUGCUACCUGCCAAAUUUGAUGAGAAGAUCAAUACCACUCUCACUGUGGAGCCACAGCCAGUAGCCUAGCUUACCUUAGCUUAGCAUAAAGACUGGAAAGGGGGGAAACUGCUAGCUUGGCUCUGUCCACACGUAAAACAAGACUGAGAGUCUAUAGCCAUGCUAGCGGCUCUGUGACGUACCUACGGCCGGGCCACGCUGCCUACCUGAGCAGCUCGUGUGUGUGUCGCGGAGCUUUUCAUUUCGGCGCCCAUGUUAACAGGUUGGAGCAGCCACACAGCCCGUGUGAGCAGCAUAUUUCACACGCGUAUCACACGCAGGUGUAACAACGCUUCAUCUAGAGAGUCGGCGUCUUGCCUAUUUUUCCGUGUGACGUGCGUGGUUCUCAGCUAAAAACAGAAAAUUAUCUUUUCAUAGUCAUGUCGACAUCAUACCAGCAACACACCUUUCACUACAGUUUCAAUGUCUAUAUCUGUAGAGUAUGUCACAGACAUGAUUAAAAAAAAUUAAAAAAUUUACUCAACACUUCCUGUAUCCAUUUCAAAUUAAAAGCACUCUAGCAUUUCUGUGGACAGAAUCAUUUGUCAACAAGGCUUUUAUUGUGAAAUAUUUGCAGGACUGUGUUGUAGAAAAUUCAGUCACUUGCAUUAGUAGAGUCCCAACAUUUAACUGAGUACAUGCCGCCCACCACUGAGUCUGGUUCUGCUCAAGGUUUCUGCCUCUCAAAGGAAGUUUUUCCUUGCCACUGUCGCCAAGUGCUUGCUCAUGGUGGGAUUUGUUGGGUCUCUGUAAAUGAUAUUAUAAAGAGUACAGUCUAGACCUGCUCUAUAGGAAAAGUGCAAUGAGAUAACUUCUGUUAUGAAUUGGCGCUAUAUAAAUAAAAUUGAAUUGAAUUGAAUUUCAGGAAAUACUAGAGUCAUAGCAGAAACCCCACAUAGGCUAUAAUAAUAUUAUGUUAAGUUAAAAGAACAGUGACUGCUUUCUGCUUACAACGCUUCACUUUUCAAACCGCCUCUGUCUAAACUAAAUAUAAAUUACAUUCAUAAUGAAGUGAAAUAAAAAUGUAUAUUAUUGAUGGCUAUUAUCAAAGGAAAGCUCUAUGUAGAAAGACAGAGCUGGCAGUAGCAGCCCUAUUUUGCGAGGCAACAUGUGCGAGCCGCAGCAGUUCAGCGAGGUAGCCGUCGCACAGGUAGAGGUGGGCAGUCUGGCCCAAGCUUUAGGCACAGUAGAGCUUCAAGUUAAAUGCUAGCAUCAGCAUACUAAUAUUCUCACAAUGACAAUGCUAAGAUUGUGUAGCAGGUAAAAUGUUGACCAUGUUCACCAUCUUAGCUUGUUAGCAUGCUAACAUUUGUUAUCUAGCAUUAAACAGAAAGUACAGCUGAGACUGAUGGGAAUAUUUAUCAAACCAAAAUAAUGGGAAAAAUUAGAUGGUGAGCUGAUGAUGGCGCUAAAAAGUUAAGGGAUCACCAGCAUUUUUAAAGAAAUUUUAUCUGUACAACAUUUCAUGGCAAUCGAUCAGAUAUUUCAGUCUGGAUCAAAGUGGUGGGUCAACCGACUGAUUAUUGUCAUCCACAGACAAAUAAGUGUAUUCCCCAAAAUGUCAAACCACUCCUUCAAAGGGCAGAAGUUAUCUUGAAGAAUAAAUGAAAAAAGGUUUCUAUAGUUUUUUUGUUGUUGUUGUUGUUCCUUUUUGGCACCAAAAACACAAUAUUUGAAAUAAAAACGCAAUAUUUGAAAAUAUAUUUCAGUAACAUUAUUAUCAUAUCAUCAGCACAGAGGAACAAAGCCAGGAACUUUUUUUAUCAUCUUCUUCUCUGCAUUUCUGACAUAUCUACAGUCCCAAUGCAGGAUGUUUUUGUACAGUGUAGACAUGAUGUCAUUAAUUCUGCUGUUGUUUUUGAGCUGUCAUCUUUGGAUGUUGGAUUGAUUCAUUGCUCUGGUUGCCUCACACACUUACACACACACACACACACACACACACACACACACACACACACACUACAUUUGUGUGGCACACUGUGCCUUUCAUUCACAGCAACACAGAGCCGCUGAAAGGAUUCAGAGCGCCUUCUGUUUGUGGUCACCUGGGCCUUCCUCCAUACUCACAGACACACACAUAUACACACACAAACACAGUGACUCAACCCACAACUCCAGUGUCUGCCAAAAGGUUCUCACUAUGCUAUUUCACACUCUCUGCUGUUAUAAGUUAUCAAUAUAAUUAUAAAACGAUUGGGACCAUGGGUGAAAAGAUUGUCUGCCUACAUGGGUUCAGAUUUUGGAUUUGCUCGAUUACUUUAGGGCGCAAAAGAGGAAGUGAUGUUUUUUCCAGCUGCACUGGACUUCACGAAAAUUAAUAUUUCUGAUAUCCAGAGCUGUUUUUGGCUAUUAACCUUCCUCUUGCCCUUCUAAACAACCAUUCAACAACAGAGAGGGGAGGAAGAGACAAGUAUCAACGCCCACAUUGCCACAGGAAGCAUCCAAAUUCAGUUUUAAUUUUAGAAACACAAAAUGCAACACAUACAGUAACACAAGCAUGUGUUUUUUAUUCCAUUCACACUCCUAAAAUUCACUUCUCACACGACAAACCCCCCACUACAUGAUUUACACAUACACACACACUGUUACAUGCACUCACUGCGAUAUCACACAUUUAAGCACCUGCAGAGGCCCAUGUGACUGCACCAAGACAAUCAGAGAGCAGAGAAAAGCUCCUGAGGCUCUCAGGUCGCGUUCACACCAAUAAAUGGAGAAAUGGGUUCUCACACACGAAUAAAAACAUGUAUAAAAACAGAUAAAAACAGACUCAAUUGUAAUUGUCAUGUGAUCCAUUUUUGAGAAUCUUGACUUGCUGGCACUGACACACACCUUCUUUACACUUGCUCUGUGAGCAACACAUAUUUUUUGGUAGAAAUCACUUAAAGAAGCUUGCUUAAAAGAUUCAGUUUACUUAUUUCCCAAAUUUGGCCAUCAUUCCUAUUAGUCAUGAUAACACUGUACCCACCAAAGCACCUAGCUACACUCAUGGAAAAUGAUGACAGAAAAAAUGUUGACAAGCGUACAUGACAGUGAGCCAGCUGUACAGGUUGUUGUAAGUUGACUAACAGAAUUAACAGCUAUUAAAUUGUCAUAUUUCUUCGAUAUUCGUGAAAAAUAUUAACUGUUCCUAGCAUCUACCACAGCUUCCCAACAAGAACUCGGCUAGUAUGAACGCAAUGUCCGGCUCAGUGAAUUAAUAAUCAAAUAUUAUCAGACUAGAUCUGUAAACGUCUGGGUUUUACCUUUGACCUGCUGUAUUACAUGUCCGCCUUUUCCCUGUGAAUUGAGGGUUUGGAUCAUCUUGAUAAUCUGUUGGUUUGUUUAGAGCUGUCUGCUAUAGUCUGAUAGUCUGGCUGCUCAUGUUUGUUGCCCCAUCAGAUUUAGUUGUAGCCAUGUCGUCGUGUUCCCAGCAAUUACUUUGGUGAGUACAAAGUUAUCAUAACCAAUCAAAAUGAUGGAUCAUAUUUUAUCCAAGUUGAAAUAAAGUGAAGUGAUCCUCUUGCUUUACGUGGCUCUCUGCUGUCUUUGAAAAAAAUCUUUGAUUGUUAACAGAGCAAGUUCUUUGAUAAAUUAGUGUGGGUGCAAGGCUGUCAAAUCUGUCCACAUUCGUGUGGCCGUGGCCUUAGUGGGCCUGCCGGGUUUCAUGUGUCUCUGUGUUGCCCUGACAUCCUCCUUCAGUGAGCAGAGGUCACACACCCUCUGAUCUCCAGUGUUUCUAGCAGCUUCAUGUUCUUCCAGACGGUGUGGAUGUUGCGCUGUAACCUGUACAGUAACGUGUGUGUGACCUUUUGAGGAAUGAGUCCUAAAUCAGCUGUGUCGGUUACUGAAUUCAUACCAUGUCGUCAGCAUUUUUCACUGUCGUGUACAUCACUUGUAGUGCCACAUGUGCUGUAUCUACAAGUGGAGCGACUGGAUAAUGUGUGUGUGUGUGUGUGUGUGUGUCACUCUGUGCUGCACAGACUCUGAGGAUAUCUCAGUGGAAGGCGGGACACUCAUUCAAACAGGCGGCCCUUAUUUAUUUAUUUCCUGUACUCCUUUCUUGCUAUCACCAUGGCAACACACCUAAACUCUCCGUAUCUCUCAUUUACUCUUUUACAUUUUCAUGCGCACUCACCAAAUUCAUGAAUAACUGACUGUGUUCUGUACACUGAGUGUGGGAGAGUGGUGUCGAUUUUACUGCAGCAUGACCUGCGGUUCAUCCUGUCUGAUGUUUUCACAAUAAAAUAACACUGGAACUCCCAGUGCCUCCCGCUGCUUAUUUUAUGUGUGGAUGUCAAAUAUGUAACAGAACAUACCAGCUGUACGUGACCUCUGACACAGCACUUAAACACACCAUACAGAAUUCCCUUCAGUUUUAUUGAUAGAGUUUUGCCCCUAUAAACUGAUGUAAUUGACAGGGUUUCUUGAUCUAUUAAAUUGAAGCAUCUGCAGA
Molecule: messenger RNA, 10176 nt
Organism: Siniperca chuatsi (mandarin fish)
Lineage: Eukaryota; Metazoa; Chordata; Actinopteri; Centrarchiformes; Sinipercidae
Gene: chst11
Product: carbohydrate (chondroitin 4) sulfotransferase 11
Exons: 4
Coding region: 265-1323 (352 amino acids)
Biological process (GO): carbohydrate biosynthetic process; proteoglycan biosynthetic process
Cellular component (GO): membrane
Molecular function (GO): sulfotransferase activity
Source: RefSeq, a predicted model, not a curated record